Messenger RNA from Lontra canadensis (Northern American river otter), 948 nucleotides. RefSeq names its product histone-lysine N-methyltransferase SMYD3-like. The transcript is spliced from 6 exons. Gene Ontology annotation, cellular component: nucleus. The record is from RefSeq and is a predicted model, not a curated record. The coding region runs from base 55 to 660 and encodes 201 amino acids. Lineage: Eukaryota; Metazoa; Chordata; Mammalia; Carnivora; Mustelidae.
CGCGAGACGGUAGCUGCCGGACGCGGCGGACCGCUGAGGUGCGGACCUGAGGAGAUGGAGCCCCCAAAGGUGGAAAAGUUCAGCACCGCCAACAGGGGAAACGGGCUGCGCGCCUUGGCGCAGCUGCGCCCCGGAGAGCUGCUCUUCCGCUCGGAUCCCUUGGCGUACACGGUGUGCAAGGGGAGUCGUGGCGUCGUCUGCGACCGCUGCCUCCUCGGGAAGGAAAAGCUGAUGCGAUGUUCUCAAUGCCGAGUUGCAAAAUAUUGUAGUGCUAAGUGUCAGAAAAAAGCUUGGCCGGACCACAAGCGGGAAUGCAAAUGCCUUAAAAACUGCAAACCCAGGUAUCCCCCCGAUUCUGUUCGACUGCUUGGAAGAGUUGUUUUCAAACUUAUGGCAGAAACACCGUCUGAAUCAGAGAAACUUUACUCAUUUUAUGAUCUGGAGUCAAAUAUUAACAAACUGACUGAAGAUAAGAAAGAGGGCCUUAGGCAACUCGUAAUGACAUUUCAACAUUUCAUGAGAGAAGAAAUCCAGGAUGCUUCUCAGCUGCCACAUUCCUUUGACAUUUUCGAAGCUUUUGCAAAAAUACAUAAGCUCCCUGAAGCCAGGGAUACCUUCUACCUUGUUCAUCAUCCUAUCCUCAGCAAACUAGCACUUUGAUCAGGACAUUGUGAAUAUUCAAGUAUUUAUUAAUAAAUAAUGAUUAAUGCACUUCCUGGUAUUUACCCAAAGCAGGAGGAAACUUAUGCUUUCAAAAAUCUGCACAUGGUUAUUUAUAAGCGGCUUUAUUCGUAAUUGCCAAAUCUUGAAGGAAGCAAGAUGGUUUUCUCUAAUUGAAUGGAUAAGAAACUGAGCUACAUCCUAUAAUGAAAUAUUAUUCAGCACUAAAAAGAAAUGAGCUGUCAAGCCAAGAAAAGACAUGGAGGAGCCUUAGAUGCAUAUAAUGAA